Messenger RNA from Drosophila innubila, 1190 nucleotides. RefSeq names its product 1-acyl-sn-glycerol-3-phosphate acyltransferase alpha (gene Agpat2). The transcript has 2 exons. Gene Ontology annotation, molecular function: 1-acylglycerol-3-phosphate O-acyltransferase activity. Lineage: Eukaryota; Metazoa; Arthropoda; Insecta; Diptera; Drosophilidae. Gene Ontology annotation, biological process: phosphatidic acid biosynthetic process. Gene Ontology annotation, cellular component: endoplasmic reticulum; membrane. The record is from RefSeq and is a predicted model, not a curated record. Bases 1 to 816 code for a protein of 271 amino acids.
AUGGCGUGCUGCUGUGAAAUAAUUGGACUAGCCUGCGUCGUGGCUCUUAUAUUGAGUAUUGCGGCAAAGGCGCCUUAUCAGAUGAGAAUGUUUUUUGUGCUGUUUGGAGCGGGUGUCAUUGUCACAGUGUGUAUUCCCUUUAUGAUUCUGCGACCAAAGGACUAUCGCAAUGGACUUGUGCCCUCUUGGUGCUUUGUUCAGCUGUGCAAAUUGAUGGGAAUUUCCAUGGAGGUGCGUGGCGUGGAGAAUGUGAAAAGAGAUCAUGGAAGUGUUGUGCUAAUGAAUCAUCAGAGCGCAUUGGAUUUAUGUGUGCUCGCUCACCUUUGGCCGGUGAUUGGAAGGUCAACUGUUGUGGCCAAAAAAGAAAUUCUUUACAUCCCAUUCUUUGGAUUUGGCGCUUGGCUCUGGGGCACCUUGUACAUUAACCGUUCCCGGAAGACUGAUUCUAUCAAUUCCCUGCAAAAGGAGGCAGUGGCGAUAAAAGAACGCAAUUGCAAGAUUUUAGUCUUCCCGGAGGGUACACGCAACUCCAAGGAUACCCUGUUGCCGUUCAAGAAAGGUUCUUUCCACAUUGCCCUACAAAGCAAGUGCACAAUACAGCCUGUGAUCAUAUCGAAAUAUUCGUUCUUUGACGAGGAGAAGAAAGCCUUCCGACCAGGUCAUGCUGUAAUCAAUAUUCUGCCCGAAAUAUCAACAGAGGAUUAUGAAAAGGAAGAUAUGGAUAAACUGAUCGAUCAUUGCCGUUCAACCAUGCAACAGGAAUAUACCCGACUGAGUAAAUCGACACAAGCCUCAGUCUUAAAAAAGCAGUCGUAAAACUGGAUUAGAAUAAAAUAAACCUCAGGUUACACACAUUUUCGGUAUUUUUAACAGAGUCGAACAAUAUUGUAUGAUAAUAUUAUGAAAUCAAAGCAGAUAUGUAAAUACUAUAUAGCCAAUAUGAACUAAUUUUAUAGUGUUAAGUUAUAUGGAUAACUUUACUGUAUUUUUGAUUAAUUUUAACUGUUAUUGCCUUUUACGCAAGUUAUACAUACUUAUCAUGUGCGGGUUUGACACCAUUAUAAUGCCAAAGCCAAAACAAAUUUAAAAAACCGGAACGAGCAGCAGGUUUUUCCAUUAGAACAUUACCUUCAAACUUUAAGCUGGUAUAGGAAAAACUAAUAAAUCAAAUGAUUGAAGACAAACAUUAA